GAUAGGUUUUUAAGUGUCAGAAUAUAGAGAGGGAAUCUCCCUUUUUUAAUUUCAUCCUAAUUUUUUAGCAUCAGCAGCCAUGUCCGCCGAAGCAGCCUCCUCUCUUCAACGAAAUCAAGUCGAUUUACUGGAGUUUAUCGACUGGUCUGGUGUUGAAUGUUUGAAUCAAAACAGCAGCCACUCCCUUCCCAACGCUCUCAAACAGGGGUACAGGGAAGAUGAAGGUUUGAACUUGGAAAGUGAUGCAGACGAGCAGCUCUUAAUUUACAUUCCCUUUAAUCAAGUUGUUAAAAUUCAUUCCGUUGUAAUUAAAGGGCCAGAGGAGGAAGGUCCAAAAUUGGUGAAACUUUUUGCUAACAGGGAGCACAUGGGAUUUAGUAAUGUCACUGAUUUCCCCCCAAGUGAUACCAUUGUUUUAUCUGAGGAUAACCUAAAGGGAAAACCAGUUAUAUUGAAGUACGUCAAGUUUCAGAAUGUCCGCAGCUUGACAAUCUUCAUCGAGGAUAAUCAAUCUGGUUCUGAAAUUUCAAAAGUUCAAAAGAUUUCUCUAUUUGGAACAACGGUUGAAACAACUGAUAUGAAAGGUCUGAAGAAGAUCGAGGAUCACUGAGCUGCCAGGGAAAUGGGUAAGAGAUGAUGGACAUCUUUAUUGCCUGGAAGUAUUUUCAGUGAACUUGUUUAAACAGAGGAAGAGGAAUUGGUUGAAAAGGCUGUCUCCUGUUGUAAACUCUCACCCCACACUUGGCUAUAAGAAAAACUCGUGUGGUCGUUACAUUUAUCACACCUCAGCGUUUAACUGAUGAAUUUGUUUGGCCUUUGUUUUCAUGUCUGCAUAACUGUCCAUAAGACUAAUUUGCAAAUUUUCCGACUUUGUUAAGAUCUAUCCAAUUGAGAUAUGGUUAUUUCAAUCUUCGUUGCGAUU
Molecule: messenger RNA, 922 nt
Organism: Salvia splendens (bonfire salvia)
Lineage: Eukaryota; Viridiplantae; Streptophyta; Magnoliopsida; Lamiales; Lamiaceae
Product: PITH domain-containing protein At3g04780
Exons: 8
Coding region: 80-610 (176 amino acids)
Source: RefSeq, a predicted model, not a curated record